ACCGCAGGCACUGAAAUGUAUUUGUUCCUUCCUUUUGACAUCAACAAUCUCCAAUUUUCAUUAAUCAGCAGCGCUAUACCAUCAUCAACCAUGCUGAAGAUCUCCACCACAUCGUCACUAUCUCUUCCUCCUCGUUUCCCUCCCCUUCACUUCAAUGAAGCAUCUCAGCUUACUCCUACAGCAACGAUACCAACCAGUAGAAUAACACGUUGGACCCCACAAACCAAGCUGAUGAAAGUUUCGUCAUCAGAGAGUAGUUAUCAGACGGUGGUGGACGUUGCACCAACACCGGAAACAAGUGAAGGCGGUGCAGCGGAUGUUGUGAGAAGGUUUUACGAAGGAAUUAAUGGCCGUGAUCUUGUCUCGGUGAAGGAACUCAUUGCUGAUAAUUGUGUGUACGAGGACCUCAUCUUUCCUCAACCCUUCGUUGGUCGUAAGGCAAUCCUAGACUUCUUUAAGAAGUUCAGUGAUUCCAUUAGCAGUGAUCUCCAAUUUGUUAUUGAUGACAUCUCUACUGAGGAUUCCUCUGCUGUUGGUGUUACAUGGCAUUUAGAAUGGAAAGGAAAGCAAUUUCCCUUCAGCAAAGGAUGCAGCUUUUAUCGGCUGGAGGUUGUGAAUGGCAAGAGACAGAUAAUAUAUGGAAGAGACAUUGUUGAACCUGCAAUCAAGCCUGGAGAGUCAGCUUUGGGUAUUAUCAGGGCUGUAACUUGGUUGCUGCAACAAUUUCCUCAACUUGCAGACAGGCUUUGAAAGUAAAAAUAAAUUCUUGAAUCAAUAGUUUGUUAAAGUCCUGAAGGACUAAAUCUACAUUACAUAUUGUUAUAUGUAUACAGUGGUUCCUUUUGAGUUUGUGCAUGUACAGAUGUACUGUCUAGAUCCUUUUCUGAAGUACUACUGGUGACAUUAGUGUAUUUGUAUAAUAAUAUAAUA
This is a messenger RNA of Pistacia vera, 930 nucleotides long. RefSeq lists its product as uncharacterized. The record is from RefSeq and is a predicted model, not a curated record. The transcript has 5 exons. NCBI's taxonomy places the organism in Eukaryota, Viridiplantae, Streptophyta, Magnoliopsida, Sapindales, Anacardiaceae. The coding region runs from base 16 to 750 and encodes 244 amino acids.